Bactrocera latifrons is the source of this 3389-nucleotide messenger RNA. RefSeq lists its product as uncharacterized. The transcript has 15 exons. Lineage: Eukaryota; Metazoa; Arthropoda; Insecta; Diptera; Tephritidae. Bases 16 to 2937 code for a protein of 973 amino acids. The record is from RefSeq and is a predicted model, not a curated record. Gene Ontology annotation, biological process: proteolysis. Gene Ontology annotation, molecular function: serine-type endopeptidase activity.
UAAUAAAAUUCAUAAAUGAAAGGAAGAUUGUGUGAUUUUAAAGCGAAGAAGUGCGUUAUUUUGAUAGCCUGGCUAUUGAAUGUCGUGGAGCCCAUUCAAUCUCAAUAUUGUGUAGAUUCUAGUCAACGAAGUGGCCAAUGCGUGUAUAUGAAUUCGUGUCCACAACUGAUUCAGGACUAUUAUGAAGCAGUAAGAUUUUCGCCAAAUUUGCCGGAUUUUCAGACUUUUGUGAGCGGUUCAAUGUGCGGAUAUGAUGGCAUCAAUUUUAUGAUCUGCUGUGUUUCCAAUCGCAAUAUUCAAUCCCCCGGUGGAAUUCAAAAUCUUCCCGCACCGCAGCAGAACAACCCGUAUGUUUCCGCAUUUAAAUUUUCUUCACUAAAUUCACUACCAAAUGUGCCAACGUCAACACUUGCAAUGCCAACAACAGCUACAUCACCUAUAAUACCAUCAUAUUUGCCACCUAUCAAUAUGCCAGAAAGUACAAAACCACCRAAUCCGCCUAGCUUACCCCUCUAUACUCCAAGUGUAAAUUUCUCMGCAGCAAGUGUACCAACACGUUUGKCACCUAARAGGAGCGGCGCAGAGUGCGGCGUGAGCACAGCUUAUACCAAUAAAGUAGUAGGCGGCACGGAAGCGAGACGAGGCGCAUACCCUUGGAUCGUCGCUUUGGGUUAUCGCGACGAGAAUAUGGUGAAUUCAUUGCAAUACCUUUGUGCUGGUAGUUUAAUAUCGAACCGUUAUAUUUUAACAUCGGGUCAUUGCGUAAAUUCUCUGCUGAUCACAGCACGUCUGGGUGCCCACGAUAUUAGUGAUCCCAACGAGACCGGCGCUAUAAGCAUACCCAUUGAACGUAAAAUCAUACAUGAACAAUAUAACUCGCAAUAUAUUAUUAAUGACAUUGCAUUGGUUCGUCUAAGUGCCCCGGCGCCAAACUCGGCAUAUAUAAGCACUAUUUGCUUACCCGAAGGCGAGCGUUUUGCAAAAGAUUUUGUUGGCAACAAUCCGUUCGUCGCUGGUUGGGGUGCAYUGAAGUUUCAAGGACCCAGUUCGAAUGUUUUGCGUGACGUGCAGGUGCCGAUUGUGACUCAACAGACUUGUACACAGUCUUAUAAAGCAGCUUUUCAAAAUUUARUAUUUACAGAUCGGUUCAUUUGCGCKGGCAAUUCUCAUGUCGACGCUUGUCAAGGGGAUUCCGGUGGGCCACUAAUGAUGCCGAUGUUGGAAAAUGGCGCUUAUCAUUAUUAUAUUCUGGGCUUGGUUUCUUAUGGCUAUGAAUGUGCUCGACCCGGAUUUCCUGGUGUUUAUACACGUGUAGCUUCCUAUAUACCAUGGAUACUCAGCCAUAUGGUGCUUAGUAUAGUGUCAGUUUUCCGCAAGUUUAGUACUCAGCACAGUUACGGUUUAAUAAUCGUUUAUUAUAAGCAAUUAAAGCGCAAAAGGGGAAGUAAAAUUAAUAUAMAAAAAAUGUGGACCACAAAAUGUGCAAUUGCGUUGCUGCUUACCGUAUUUAUCUGUGAAAUAACGGCGCAUCGUUGGAUGUCGUAUGAAGUACCAUCAAAUAAUGCUUGUCGCACCCCACUCGGCGAUUGGGGUAUGUGUGUCUCGUUGAAAUACUGCCAGGAGGUAUUGACACUCUAUCAACAACUAAAUAUGAACCAAGCGACAAGGUACUCGAAGGCUCUGCGCAAUAUCUGCUAUAAUCGCCUAACCCCUGACAAUUAUCCGAUCCUCUGCUGCACUCGCCCGACCUUCGAAGACGCAAAUCAGAGCGAUAAUCAAAUUGUUCCCACUACGCCCGUGUCCACGUCAGCAAAUGUGACAACACAAAGAGCUACAACAACAACAACAUCCACAGUAUCGCCAGAAACUAACGGCGAUGAUCGUUCCGCGUCGGAUGGCGUCAACUCACCACCGGAAACCUGCCGCGUUCCACACGACGGCAGUCAGGGCAGCUGCAAGCCUUUACAAAACUGCGACGCUUUGCUAGAACGCGCGAAACAAAAUCCCACCGACACCGAGUUCCGUAAACAAUUAGAGCUCUCCAAUGCGAUCUGUUACAGCAUCGGCACGAAUGUUUGCUGUCCGUUAGAGCAGCGCAAAGCAAUUACGCGUUCCAAUGACGUGUCUUGGCAUUUGCCGACGGAAGAUGAAGGCUGUGGAAUCACAUCGCUAUCGUCGCUGAAAGUGGUGGGCGGUGGCGAUAGCAGUAUAGGUGCUUGGCCRUGGAUGGCCUUGGUCGGGUAUGACCGUUAUAGUUUGUCACCAUUUCGUUGUGGUGGUUCCUUGAUAACAGCGCGACACGUGUUGACUGCAGCUCAUUGUAUUUUAAGAGAUUUAUCGUUUGUACGUUUAGGCGAAUACGAUUUGAGCACUGAAACGGAAACGAAGCACGUGGACAUUGACGUCGUUAAGUCAGUACGACAUCCUGAUUUCGGUGGCCAUGAUCGACGCUACGACAUAGCAAUCUUAUAUUUGGAGAAAAAUGUAGAUUUCACAGAUUACAUAUGCCCCAUAUGUCUGCCCGCUUCGGCGCAACUACGAAGUAAAUCAUAUGUGGGUUAUCAUCCGUUCGUGGCUGGUUGGGGACGUUUGAUGGAAGGUGGACGCUCAUCAAACAUUUUGCAAGAACUUCAAAUCGAAGUUAUGGASAAUUCUGUAUGCCGACAAUCCUAUCAGGCUAACAAUAGGCUUUACUCCAAUCAGCAGUUCGACCAAACGGUAGUGUGUGCCGGAGAUUUGGGUGGCGGACGUGAUACGUGUGGCGGUGAUUCCGGUGGACCGCUAAUGGUGGCAGAGCCAUAUAAAGGUGUAACACGCUUCUAUGCACUCGGUGUAGUUUCGUAUGGCAUUGGUUGUGGACGCAUUGGUGUACCGGGCGUUUACACGAACACGCAAAGCUAUAUAGACUGGAUAUUAGAGCGUCUAGCGGACACUUGACCUGCCCAGWCGAAGAACAAUUCCUUUGCAGUUAGUUUUAAUUUUAAGUAUGUGGCGCAUUAGGCGAUUUGUUGAUUUGAUAUGUCGUCCACCAACAUGGCGUGUGAUGGGCCAUUAGCUUAAGUAAUGGUUAACAUAAAUUAGGCAAGUAGUUUCGUGAUUGAGGAAAUAUUUUAUGAAGUAUAAAAGUUAUGAAGCAUUAUUUAUAAAACUACCAGUCGGUAAGUCCCGAGUUCGAGUCCGCGUCUUGAUAAAAUAAACUUUUCCUACUAAUAGGUAGGGGUCGACCCCUACGGCCACAAUAUUAUGGAGUCAACACAUAUGUAUCUAUACUUCAGGAAAGUAUUUCCUUUUUUAUCGCAACUGCACACUUAGUUUUAGUUAUGUUUUCUUUAGUUUAGUUAGAAUUAAUAAAUAUUAAAUAAUACAUAUUUUUCAUAAAAAAAUUUAAA